This is a messenger RNA of Amaranthus tricolor (Joseph's coat), 342 nucleotides long. Its product is annotated as protein synthesis inhibitor I-like. Bases 1 to 342 code for a protein of 113 amino acids. The record is from RefSeq and is a predicted model, not a curated record. NCBI's taxonomy places the organism in Eukaryota, Viridiplantae, Streptophyta, Magnoliopsida, Caryophyllales, Amaranthaceae. Gene Ontology annotation, molecular function: rRNA N-glycosylase activity. Gene Ontology annotation, biological process: negative regulation of translation. The transcript has a single exon.
AUGGCAAAAGGAACAAUUACGUUAGACAUUGCGCGAAGCGAACAUGAUUAUAAAACCUUCAUCCAAAAAAUACGCGACAAAGCAAAGGACGGUAAGAGACAUUCCCAUGGUCGUCCAGUGUUACCACCAAGCAAAGGCGCGCCCGUCGAAGUUAUCAAUGUUCAAUUACAAUUCAACAAUGACCAUCAACUAAUCGUGAGAAUUAGACGCUACGUCUUAUAUGUGAUGGGCUAUUGCACGAAAAAUGGUCAAUGGUUCGAGUUUAAAAAUGAAAAUAACGUUCAUACGAUUUCAGGAUCUCAAUUCCUUGGCUUUACCGAUAGCUACAAUGAUAUGAUUUAG